AUGGACCAAAGCGAUGUGAGGCCAGUUGCGGAGCCUGAGAUGGAGGUUGAUGGAGGACAAACGGAAGGAGAACCCGAGCCGGAUGAGGAGAUGAUGCAGUCCGACGAAGAUGAAGAGGCAGCGAAUGAGCGACAUCCCCGUCCUUUUGCCAGGAAGACAGAAGACGCCUAUGAUCCGGACGGAACGACUUUGUUUCGCAGGUUAGCGCAUUUGCUGAACUAUAGUCGCAAGGGUUUCGAUCCCAGCACUUACCUCAACACGAACAGCAAUCAGCGGGUGGAGCUCAAGCAGAUGCAUUACGUGUGUGUGUGUGUGGGCGUUCUCAGCGACAUCAUUCCCAAGCUCACGGGGUACCAGCUCUUUUCGCUCAUUCGUCCCGCUCCUUCUGGUCCGGUCGGAUUCCUGUUCAUUGACCCUGUUGGGGUGAUGGCCAAUGUGAGUCUUGGAGACGUCAGCGUCACAACCAUCGGCAUGCUCAUCGACAGUGACACCCCUGUGCCAAGGAAAUACCUGGACAAGUUCAUCAAGAACCGUGCGGAAGCCGAAAACAAACCUCCUUUGGAGCACAUUGCACCGCAUGAGUAUCUGGACGAGAAUCUGGGGCACAGGCAUUUUCUGCGAACCGUCAACGGUACAUCGCCAACACUGCUGCUGACAAGGGCACGGGCAAGAACCGACGUCCCGCUGAAAGGGAGCAGGCCCGUCGGCAAGUACAUCGUCAUCUGUGUGACGCUCGUUCAUGUGCCGCAGCAUCCGUACUGA
Messenger RNA from Symbiodinium sp. CCMP2592, 762 nucleotides. The record is from the annotation of a GenBank genome assembly. NCBI's taxonomy places the organism in Eukaryota, Dinophyceae, Suessiales, Symbiodiniaceae.